AUGUUGCGCGAAGUUAAACCCAAGAACCCGCGCACUGCGCGUAUUCUUAAGGCGCGGGAGCCUCAACUCAUUGAGGGUCCCAAGAAGACUCUAUUGCUGCACGGCACCAAAUGCCCCCAAGCUCUCGACACCGUUCUCAAGACCUUUAACUCCCUCACAAAGCCAAACUCCGUACUAUUCCACAAGAAGAAUGCGAAUGUCCACCCCUUUGAGAACACCGAGAGCCUUGAAUUCAUGGCCAACAAGAACGACUGUGGAUUGGUAGUCUACGGAAGUAGCAACAAGAAGCGACCCAACUGCGUUACACUGGCCCGAAUUUUCGACUCACAACUCUUGGAUCUGUGCGAGCUGCUUCUCCUGCCACCAGCAGACGGUAGUUCCAUUCCCCCUAUCAACGAACUCGUCAUGCACGUUGGCCAAGGACUGCGCCCAAUGAUGCUCUUCGCUGGAAGCCCAUGGGACGACCCGACAUCCUCUGCGCACGUUAUGCUGAAGAGCUUCUUCCUGGAUUUGUUCAAGGGCGAAGAAACCGACCGUAUCGACGUUGAGGGUCUCCAGUAUGUCAUGAUGGUUGGAGCGGAGGAGGCCCGCGAGGGUCUGUCACCUAUUGUGCACCUGCGCUGGUACAAGGUGGUUACCAAGCGUAGUGGACACAAGCUUCCGCGUGUUGAGUUGGACGGAAUCGGUCCCAAAUUCGAUUUCAAGAUUGGACGCACACGUCCUGCUGCGGCCGAUCUGAUGAAGCAGGCCCUGAAGCAGGGCAAGCGACCCAACGAGGAGGGCAGGACGAAGAAGAACAUCACUAUGGAUUCUAUGGGUGACAAGGUUGGCCGUGUUCACUUGACCAAGCAGGAUCUGAGCGACCUCCAGACCCGUAAGAUGAAGGGUUUGAAGCGUCGGGCUGAUGGGGAGUCCGAUGAGGGCGAGGAUAUGAUGGAUGUGGAUGAUGAUGAUGAUGAUGAGAUCUCCGAGGAUGAGGGCCACAAGCGGGCUCGCACAAACUAG
Messenger RNA from Penicillium angulare, 1005 nucleotides. RefSeq names its product rRNA-binding ribosome biosynthesis protein RPF2. Lineage: Eukaryota; Fungi; Ascomycota; Eurotiomycetes; Eurotiales; Aspergillaceae. Gene Ontology annotation, biological process: ribosomal large subunit assembly; maturation of LSU-rRNA from tricistronic rRNA transcript (SSU-rRNA, 5.8S rRNA, LSU-rRNA). Bases 1 to 1005 code for a protein of 334 amino acids. Gene Ontology annotation, cellular component: nucleolus. The transcript has 2 exons. The record is from RefSeq and is a predicted model, not a curated record. Gene Ontology annotation, molecular function: rRNA binding.